Pseudomyrmex gracilis is the source of this 8000-nucleotide messenger RNA. RefSeq names its product supervillin-like (gene Svil). Gene Ontology annotation, molecular function: phosphatidylinositol-4,5-bisphosphate binding; actin filament binding. NCBI's taxonomy places the organism in Eukaryota, Metazoa, Arthropoda, Insecta, Hymenoptera, Formicidae. The record is from RefSeq and is a predicted model, not a curated record. Gene Ontology annotation, cellular component: actin cytoskeleton; cytoplasm. The transcript has 24 exons. Gene Ontology annotation, biological process: actin filament severing; barbed-end actin filament capping; cytoskeleton organization. Bases 398 to 7510 code for a protein of 2370 amino acids.
CGAAUCACGUUGGAAUGUUACAAGUCAACGACUCCACAGUUUUCUCCGCGCUGAACGUGCCUAUUGACACGAUCGUUUCACUAGAAUGACAUGAUUCUCGCGAAAAUAUAAAAUUGUCUUUUUGUUUAAUCGUCGAUUUUUUCAAUACCUGGUGUAAAUGAUGCGAAUAUUUCUUGAAAGUUUGUUGUACAGAUUGCACGGCUGAUUGUUCCGCGGGGAGUAAUUGUUUUAUACAUAGUACUUAUUUAAGUAUAGCGCUGUGAAAUAUUAGUCACAUAAGUAAUACGCGUCAUCUGCUACGUUCUCUCGAUUGUGUCCGACAGUUCCUUUCUAAAAAGUUUUCGAGAGUGAAAUUAUGGCCGCGUCGCAGGAAACCGUGUAUUAAGUUCUGUCAAUAAUGGUAGCUGCCGGUGCCACAGUUUUGAUGGCAGCUAGCGAGGAGAAUUCAUCAAGUGAGACAGGAAGUGGUACAACGCAAUCUGCAAACCAAAGUACUUCACGAUAUAGUGAGAUACAGUAUUGUAGUCAAAGAAAUAUUGACUCUUCGAUUAAAGGAGAUACAGCAACAUGUUCUUCAAAUAUUAUAGAAAAGAAACAACGUAGUCUUACAGAAAAAAAUGAUAAAAUAAUAUCUAAAAUAGAACCCAAGGAAAGCCCUAAGAGUGGUUUUGUAACUUGCAAAACUACUCAGAUUCGUGAGACCAGAACUUCCAGAUUACGGGCUGCUUCCAUAGCGCCAAGUGAUGUAACAUUAUCAUCAAAAAGAUUACUUGGAUCAGAAGCUCCUGGUUCUCAGAGAUAUAGUUUAUCAAGUAAGCAAAAAAAUUCCACACCUUUAGACAGUAGUGUCACCAUGAAUUCUGUCAAGGAAAGAGAUAAGAGCUACAAACGUAAAUCUUACUUAAACAGGUCACGUCACGCGGAAACAGCACCUGUUGAUCAUUCAAAUGAAAUCGAAUCCACUGAAAGACGUUCUAGAAGACAAUCAAUUAAGCGAGGUCAGAUAUCCGAAAUGGUUUCAAGUCCUGACUCAUGUGGUAAUUCUGCGGCAAAAACUCAAAUGACCAGUCCACGUAGAAAAUAUACCGAUUCGAAAUUAAUUGGAUCUCAGCAUAGUAUUACGAAGAAUCCUUCUAAGACUUGCUCCUCAUCUUCCGUCGUAUCUGCUAGCAUCAGCACAAAGCGCUCGAUUGUACAGCCAAGUAGUAGUGUAACUAGUUCGGAAAUUUCACGCAGAGUGGACGCGUUAACGGCUCUAACGCGAGCUACGAUGGAACGCGUUGAGAGGCUCGCAUUUGCAACGAGUUGUGCGAAUCAUUCGUCCGAAAACGUGCACGUUGUUUCCGAGAAAACGUCGGUGUCGCCAAAAAAAUGUACUAUAUCGAAACACACGCCAGUUUCUAUUCUUAAACAUAAAGCGAUCGACGGCGAAGGAGGUGAUCGCCAAGCGUCGUUCGGUGGUUCUCCACACGCGCCGUCACCCGUAACGUUCUCGCCAUCUGUUACGGAACCGUCAGUUUCUCACAAGAGACACGGAAUUUUAAAAAAACGAAGCAGUUUAGACGAAAGCGAGAUAUUACGUCGUCGUAGCUGUUCUCCCGAUGUUUCAUUCGCCGACAACACUUAUUCGGAAUUUCGGCCGAUCCUGAAGAACCAAAGGCGAUCAUCGCUGGACGAGAUCGUUAAAAGGGAUCAGAGUCCUGAUCAACCCGCCUCUAUAUUAAAACGCAAAUCGUCCAGAGAAGAUGACAGGGAAAUUCAUCGGUCGCUGGGUUCUCCAGAGCCACAAAGUAUCUUGAAACGAAAGCUUGCGAAUAGCGUUCGCGCCAACAGCGUUGGUCAUCAUGUGACUAUCGUGUCGGACGUAGCGAGUACAAACGCGAGCGGAAGCUCGAUCGCUAGCACGAACGCGAGUCUCAUCUCCGAGAGCCUCGAUGGAUCCGAAGUGAGACCGAUAUUGAAAAAAAAAUACGGCAGAGAAGAACUUAACGGCUGCGAUGUUUUGUCGCUCGAGCCUCGACCUAUAUUGAAGAAAAAAUCGAGCACGGAAUCGGACGAGCACGAGCACGAUAAACCGAAGAAAACGAUCUUAAAGUCUUCCCGAAAGAAUUCGUACGAGGACGGUUGUUACGAGACAGAGUUAGCUUCGCCGAGAAAAUUGUCCGCGCUCAAGAAUCGAUCGUUGGAGAUCGAGAAUGUGCGACCCAUAUUGAAACAGUCGAGCGGUAGUCGUUAUCACGAAGACGCGCGCGAUUUAGCGGCGAACUCAUUUUUACGAAAAAGAGCUCAAUCCGUAGGUCACGCGCGAUCUGCGAACAGCGACGAUCAUGUGGAUCCGAUUCGGAUGCUAACCAAACGAAGAUCUCUCGAGUCUAGUUCGCCCGUCGACAUGUCGCGUAUUCCGAUACCCCAGCGAUGCGGUUUUACGGAAACUGAAGCCGAUUGUUCCGAUGAAAUCUCCUACGUGGCAAAUAGUUCCGGUAUAAUUAAAGAAAGUAAACUUGAAGGAUCUAGCAAAAGUAAGCAAAGUAGUAACGUGAACAACAUGGAUGAGAAGGAUAAGACGGAGUCACACGCGUAUUUCGUGAAAAUCGAUCCCGAUUCAAGCAACUGCGAAGCGAUGGAAAUUAUCGAUCAAACAUCCGACAAGGAAGAUACCGUCGAAAACGAUGAAUCGAAAACUACGCAGAAUGUUUAUGAAGAUUAUGCCGUUGUUCGUCGUAGCAACAGCGUGUCAAAAAUGACACAACACUUUAAGGCUUUGCAAGAAAAAGCAAACGUUGCGACUGCGGAAAACAGUUCUCAGCGGUCUGCGAGGAGAUCGUCACACGGCGUCCAACGUUAUCGCGAACGCAAAACGCAAGGCGGUGAAAGAUUCAACACCCAGCCGGUGACGUUCGAAGAAGUGCGCGAGGCAGUUUUACAGAAUCAGCGCAAUGCUGCGUUGAACGUUGCGGGAGCGCCGGAUGAUGAGCCUGAACCGUCUAAGUUGAGCUUGGCAGAACGCGUGCGACUCUUCAAUCAAAAGAUCGCCACUGCGGAAACAGUCGCGACAAGCACCGUACAUCAGGAAAGAUUCAAUCAAAGAAGACGACCGUCCACCCGCUACAAAACUCAGCCUGUAACAUCCGAGGAAGUCGAAGUAGCGUCACGAAUAUCACCGUUGAGUGUGAAUCAACAAAUUCCAUCUUUGGAUGAAGGAUUUUCGAAAGAAUAUCAGAGACCACUUUAUUCACCUCCGCUUGCAACAGCAUCGCAACAUGAUGUACCAAAAAGUAUUUUAAAGUCUUCUACCGGUUAUACACAAAGUCUGUCGCGUGCCAAAAGUCCGGAAUUGCGAGGUAUAAAAUUGAUAAAGUCCGUGCUCAAGAAAGAAUCUGAGGAACCGGAACAACCGUUGACGACCCUGUCAAAUUUCGAAGUGCAUCCGCGUUCUAUUCUAAAAAGCAAUCCUCACUCGAGGCUUGUUCAAACUGCCAAUGUUGUUGAUGAUGCGGUAAGAAUAUCGAGAACUGAAGGAAGUACACGUAGCAUCGAGAACCAAAAUCAAAGCAGCGAGAUCACUAAACUUUGCGAGAAAUUAAAUGACUCUAACGUGAGCAAUAUGGCACGACUUAGUUCGCAUUGUCAUUGCGACGAUACACAGACGAUUGUUUCUAACGAAAGCGACACUUUUGAAAAAAACGAAGCUGCAACGUCUUCGCACAAAGUUACAAUAUUUCAAAACGAAACCUCCUCGUUGGACAAUGUGGACAAUUUUAAAAUUGACGCAGUUCCAAGUUUUGCAACAAAAAGAUAUGGCAACAAACGGAAUGAAAAUUUUUUGGUGGAUAAGUUGAAUCGGUUAGAUGUUGGCGAUAAUGACGAUGACGUGAACAAGAUUAACAAAACUGACGAUAAUGAAAAGGAUAUCGAUAAAGAAGAAGAGGAGGAAGUGGAGGAAGAGGAGGAGGAAGAAGAAGAAGAAGAAGAAGAAGCGGUUGCAAAACAUGAUGACGAAGAUGAUGAUCGCGCGUCGUCGUCUUCCGGCGGUCACGAGAUACACAACAUUAUUACCAAUGAAAAGCGCGUUGGCGUCGCACGAGGUUCUGUUAAUUUACUAGCUAAGAGUGUCAGUCAACACUCUUUCGAGGACGACAGGCGAAAACAGCACCGUGGUUUGCCGUUACCGGGGCUAUGUCGCAGCGCGACACAAGUGUUAGCAUCGAUAGAGACGAGUGAGACACCAAGCGUUAGUAUCGCCGAUCGGUUGGCCGCCUUACGUCAUAACGGCAGCACUAACUGGAGAAGACGCGUGGCGGGUGGCAGAGUUGACGAAACGUGCGACGAUUCGCUUUUUAGCGCGGAUGAGAGCACGACACCGGUCAAGUCGGGCGUGUUGGCUAACUGCCUCGAAAAGCUCGAGUCUGCCACGGAAAACUGGAAGAGCAGAAUUGCAGCAUCCGACGCGAUCAACUUCACUGUAGCUGGCAAAAUGAAAGUGACUCAAUCGAAAGACGUCGCCUCACCGUUUCUUCCAAAAGCGACGGCGGAUGUUACGUUAAGUCAAAAGAAGAAAGUACCUCGUCCGCAACGAUUCAGAACGAGAAAAGGAUGUAACAACGGCGCGGCGUCGACUCCUACCAGUCCGUGUAAAGAUCUGUCUCCCGCUACACGCACGAGUUUUUCUGAACCUGUUAGCGAUGAUAGCGGUGACGAGUGUAAAACGAAGAAUGUAUUGUCGCCGACUAUUUCAAUACCAAAAACGGACGACGAAACGUUCACCUCUUUCUUCAGCGGUGUAUCGUUGGAAAAGUGCGAGACCGAGUGUCUUGAUUUACACGAAAGCGACUUCGACGUAAUUACACCACAAUCUGAAUUAUUAGUGCAGAAAAGGAACAUACGAGCGCAACGUCGACGAGUCGCCUCGAGAAAUCCUCUCAAAGCUCUCGCGGCACGCACCGAUUUAAAAUCAGAAUAUACCGAAAUUCGUAUGGAUAUUGCUACAAGGACGUAUCAGAACGUAAACAUAGAAAAACUCGCUAAAAGCUCGUCUUUCGCCAUCGAGGCUCUUGCCGGUUUGGCUUCUACCGAGGAUUUUAGCUCGGUUACUUUGAGAAAUGUUUCGGAAACAAGCGUAUCCGCGAAUAAACUGCAACCGUAUAAAGACGUAAUGCUGAUAUUGGUUAAAGGAAGACGACACAUUCAAGUCAGACUGGUUGAGCCUAUCGCCGAUAGUAUUAAUGACGGUGAUAGCUAUAUACUUGUGACAAAAUCAGAGAUUUUUAACUACGUAGGAAAAUAUUGUAACAUCAUUGAGAAAACCCGUGCCGCUGAGAUCGCGUUGAGUAUUCAGCAACAAAAGGACUUAGGUUGUCAAGCGGCUCAAGUUAUUGUUAUAAACGAAGACAAAGUAACUUGUACGAGGAAUCAAGUCAAAAAAUUUUGGAGUUAUCUUGGCGUGCACGAUAUCGAAAAGUUAAACGUUACUAAAGCUGGUCAUCCUGACGAAGAUGAAUUGUACGAAUCAGCUAUCAUCGACACAAAUAUGGUGUAUGAGUUAAAAAACCAACAAUUAGUGCCGCAUGGAAAGUUUUGGGCUACACUUCCUAAGAUAGAAAUGCUCGAUAAAAAUAAGAUUUUAGUGUUCGACUUUGGCAGUGAAAUGUACAUCUGGAGUGGUAAAGGAGUCUCGGCGGACAAAAAGAAGAUUGCUACUCGACUUGCCACGAAAAUGUGGAAUGACGGCUAUGAUUACAGCGAAUGUACCGCUUGUCCAAUCAAUGCGGCCCACAUGAUUGGCGAUCGGAGCAACGAUUUGCAUGCAAACCCGUUCGCGAAAUCUGCCAAGAACAGACCCGAAUGGUGUUUACUCGCAAAACUGACACAACACGUUGAAACAAUACUUUUCCGGGAAAAGUUUCUCGAUUGGCCUACUGUCACUGGCACCAUAAAGACACGAGGCCGAAAAGACAAUAUUACGGAACAAAUUGACGGUACCAUAACUGUGCAAUUGGACGAUAGCGACGAUAUGUGGUUGCCAAACGUUACUCCAGUCAAUCUGGUUCUAGAAGGCUGCCAUUUAGGUAGAGGCACUGGUUGCUACGAUAAUGAGUUAAAGAAAGAAUAUGUUGUCAAUACAACGAGUGUGAUGGUAUGGCAUAUUGAUGAAUUUUCACAUACGCUUUUACAUGGAUCGUCCAUUGGCCAAUUCUAUUCUGGUGAUAGCUAUAUUGUUCAAUGGACAUAUUCCGUUACAAUUACUGGUAGAGAACUCAGUGGUUUGCCGUCUAAACAUUCAGCUAAAGGUCGCGAUAGGACUGCAUAUUUUAUUUGGCAAGGUCGAGACGCAUCUUUGAAUGAACGAGGUGCUGCGGCAUUGUUGACUAUUGAAUUAGAUAGCAAUCGAGGCCCUCAGAUUCAUGUUGUUCAAGGACACGAAUCGGCUGCAUUUUUAAAUUUAUUUUCUGGAAGAAUGACAAUUCACAGUGGUAAGAAAUCUGAGGAGAAACAUGAGAAACGAUGGAGAUUAUAUAUCUGCCGAGGUACUUUGGAGUCUGAGACAUUUUUGACUGAAAUCCCUUGCAGCACUCGACAAUUGAGAAGCAGAGGUUCAUUCGUAUUGUUAGACACCAAAAAUGGAAAAAUAUACGUUUGGCACGGAAAUAAUUCCUUACAUCAUAUUAGAAAGAAUGCGUUAAUGGCUGCAAACAAAUUGAAGGAAACUCGACCUAAAGAAGCUGGAUUGUCAAACAUAGACAACAUAGAAAUAUGCGAGGUUGAAGAAAACUCGGAACCUGAAGAAUUCGAUAAUGCAUUAUGUGGCGUGAACAAAAAGUUGUACUGGUCAUUGGGAACAACUGAGAUACAGGAUCACACUCCGAGACUUUAUCAUUUGACGAGCAUUUCUAAAAAAUUUGGCGCAACGGAAAUACUCUGUCAGCAUCGUGCUGAUCUCACGACGCCGUUUCCUUUCUUACAGGAUGAUUUGUAUCAAGCAAGCCAACCAGCUCUAUUCUUAUUGGACAACAAAGAUGUGAUUUGGAUUUGGCAAGGAUGGUGGCCUGAUAGUGAAGCGGAAGAUCAAUCCGGAAGCAAAACCGUUCGGUGGCAAGCAGAGAGAAGAGCAGCGAUGACGCUAGCAAUAAGAUAUUGGCAAAAGACUCGAAACACACAAACAACGAAUCUUCCGAUAUAUUUAGUAUGGGCUGGCUUAGAACAAUUGCAAUUUAUAAAUCUCUUUCCUGAAUGGACAUAUCGCGACGACAUCGCAGAAUUAAACAUAGAGAAUAGCCGAAAUCCAGGAGAAUUAUUAAGUGCGGAAAAUGAAUUGGCUCGCUUGACGCAAAGUACAUAUCCUCCUGCUCAAUUGUUACAAAGACCUUUACCCGACGGAGUUGAUCCAACACGUUUGGAGUUGUAUCUGUCCCAACAACAUUUUCAGGAACUGUUAGGAAUGAGCAAAGAAGACUUUCAUCAGCUUCCAGUCUGGAAGCAAGUGAAUCUCAAGAAAGAAAUAGGAUUGUUCUGAUGGAUCGCUUCUUAUACUACGACGAGUAGCUGUUCAUCGCAAAAUUAUCGAAUUUUUACUAGUUGUUUCAUCAUGUGUCUACGAUACGAGGAUUGAAAUAACUUGUUGCGAUUUUUAAGCGCCUGUUUGACGAAACUUGCAUGUACAGAGAAUGAAACAUUUUUUAAACUGACCGAAUGUCUCGACGAAUAUUGUGUAAUAAUAGAAGAUUAAGAAGAACGAACGUGGAAAUAUAACCGCCAACGCUGUGUUUGGAUUAUAUAAUGCAUAUGUAUAAGUCAUACGAAUACAGAUUAUAUAUUUUUAAUACCUGCUACAUGCGAAUCAGCUUGCGAGCAUUUUCUUUAUAUUUAUAUGGUCUUUAUAUUUGAAAGUGAAUGAUACGCUGUUCCGCCUUAUUCCUUCGCGUGUGUAAUAUCUGUACGAAAUCGUUUCUAUAAUUUACAAAUAUAUUCUGCAUUUUUAAAUAGUAUUUCACAAGAAAACACAA